CUAUUGGCUGACAAGGGCCGAGUAAAAAAAAAAAAAAAAAAAGGCUAGAGAGAAACACACAGUGCAGCCCUCACUGCUGUUAGACUUCACUCUGCUGCAGCUUAAACGUGACUUCCAGCAUUUGCUUUUUUAAUUAUAAUUCUUAUUUAUGCACACACCCCUUUUUUUUUUCUAGAACCAGAAGCCCCCGGAUUCCAUUCAUGUGCAGGAUGUAGCUUUUUAUCCUGAACCAAACUAUGUUACGUUUGCAUUGGAGACUGUGAAUAUAAACAAAACACACGGAGGAAAAAAAAAAGCACAGGGCGUCGGUUUUUUUUUAUGUUCAAAUUUUCCACGAUGGUUAUUUUAUUAAAGGGAUUUUUCGUGGGUAUCGAUCGCCUUUUCUUCUGAGGGGGGAUUGGUCUCAAGGUGAAUCUGUUGACCGAGACAGAGAAGAGGAAAUCAAGAAUCGGAUUAUAAAAGCAGCCGGAAUAUCUUGUUUAGGCGAUUAAUGUUGAACCGUGCUGUUCAUUCAUGAGGCAAUUGUACCCCGGUCUCGAUAACAGGAUGAGCAAGGAAAGGCCCAAGAGGAAUAUCAUCCAGAAGAGAUAUGAUGACAGUGAUGGUAUUCCAUGGUCGGAAGAAAGGGUGGUGCGGAAGGUGCUUUACUUGUCUCUCAAAGAGUUUAAGACGGCACGAAAGAGACAAAGUGAUGACUGCAUUAACGGAAGCUUCAAAACUCCUAAUGGUCUCCUCCUUAAUCGAAAAACGAAGGGAUCAGUGCAAUCAUCAGAAAAUGAAAAAGAUGAUACAUCACAAGGGUCUUCACACACCAACAGUGUAACUUCAUCAGACUCAGAAGAUGGGCCAGUGAGGAAAAGGCCAAGGCUGCAAGCACAAAGAAAAUUUGCCCAAUCCCAGCCAAACAGUCCGAGCACAACCCCCAUCAAAAUUGUGGAGCCAUUGCUACACCCUCCUGUUACUCAAAUGUCAGACCUCUCCAAACGCAAGCCCAAGACUGAAGAUUUCCUCACGUUUCUGUGUCUUAGAGGUUCUCCUGCUUUGCCUAGCAAGAUGGUAUAUUUUGGAACCUCUCAAGAUGAAGAGGAAAUUGAAGAUGAUGAUGAUGCAGGGUUUGAGGACACAAAAACAACCAACACUUCAUCAUCAUGCCAUUCAACACCUCGGAAAAAAAAAAUGCGAAAGCAUGUAACCAAUGGACACGUUUUCAAUGGGUCUUGUAAAUCAUCAAAGGAGAAAGAGACUCCCCAGAGACACAAAAGCAAAGAGGCCACGCCAGGGAAGGAAAGGAACAGUGAACAGAAAGCUGAGAGCCGGAGAGAGUCUGCUGCUGCUAACCAUCAACCUGCUUCCAACAUGGGCUCCUCUGCCAAAGGGCUCACUGCUAAUAACCAUCAUAGUCAUCUUCGAUCGGCUCAGGUCUUAAGGAAACAGGUUUCCAAGGUGAAUGGAGUAACCCGAUUAUCAUCAUUGGGUUCUAAUGCAGUCGGUGCCAAAAAGACAAGAGAAGUGAGACCUACACCCUCCAAAACUGUGAAGUAUACCGCAAGGGUGACUAAGGGGACUGUCACAUACACCAAAGCCAAGAAAGAACUGGAUAAGGCCGCCAAACAGAAUCACAACAAAACCAGUUCAUCUGUUCACCACAAAAUCUCAGGGACCACAGAAAGCAGCAAUGCAAAAACUCGUAAACAGGUGCUAUCUCUUUCUACAUCCAGGGCCAACUGUGCCGCUGUUCUUAACUGUGUAAAGGUGAAUGGCAAACUUAACAAAAGAACCUGCAGUAGGGAGGAAGGGAGGCAACUAAGGGAGGGACUGCGUAACUCAAAAAGGCGUCUAGAAGAGGCAAACCUUCCUGCCAAGGCACAGCCUUUGCUAAAGAAAAUUAAAGUAUCCGCCUGCUUGCCAGAGGUCAGAAGCAAAAGGCUAGCAGUGGAGAAACAGGUGCUGAAUGGACACUUAAAAAAAGAAGUGCCAGAGAAGAUGCUGGAAAGAAAUAGGCCGAAGCGGGCCUCAGCAGCCAGGAGCUCACCAGUUCCACAACCUGGUGGUAAGGCAGAAGAUACUGGCUGUGAAAAUCGCUCUACCUCCCCCAGUGAUUCCCCCCCAAAAUCUCUGGACUCUGCAAAGCUGGAUAAAAAUGUUGGGAGGGCAAGGUGCACAGCCAUGUGUGAGAUCCCUGUCCUCAGACCCUCUGUCAAGGAGUUUCAUGACCCCUUGAUUUAUAUUGAAUCCAUCCGAGCCCGAGUGGAGAAGUAUGGGAUGUGCACUGUGAUCCCACCUGCUGACUGGAGACCAGAGUGCAAGCUGAAUGAUGAGAUGAGAUUUGUUACACAAAUUCAACACAUCCACAAGCUUGGGCGACGUUGGGGUCCAAAUGUAAGGCGCUUGGCCUGCAUUAAGAAGCACCUCAAAUAUCAGGGCAUCACAUUGGAUGAACUCCCUCUCAUAGGAGGCUGUGAGCUAGAUUUAGCCCAGUUUUUCCAACUUAUCAAUGAAAUGGGUGGCAUGCAACAAGUGACUGACCUUAAGAAAUGGAACAAACUGGCUGACAUGCUACGCAUCCCGAAAACUGCACAGGAUCGUCUGGCAAAGCUGCAAGAGGCCUACUGUCAGUACCUGCUCUCCUAUGACUCCCUUUCCCCUGAGGAGCACAAGAAUCUGGAGAAGGAUGUUCUGCGGGAAAAAGAAAAUCUGGAAAAGAAGAAAGGUCCACUGGAGAGUCACUCAGACAAUGCCUAUAAGUUACAUUUGCUCCCCAGAUACGAGCCCAAAAAUGGACUCAUAAAUGGAGUGGUGCAACGCAAUGGUCUCAGAGGCAAGCUGAAAGAAAUGGAUGUCCAAGUGAAAAAUGGCAGACGAAGACUGUUUACUCAAGAAAAAGAGAGUGCAGAGGAAGAGCCAGAAGACAAGAGUUUAUUUGGUGAACUGCAUAAAUGUAUCUACAAGGGAAGGUCUGUCUCUCUCACCACAUUCUACAGGACAGCGAGGAACGUCAUGAACAUGUGCUUCAAUAAGGAGCCAACUGUAUCUGAGGUUGAGCAAGAAUAUUGGCAUAUUGUGGAACAGAAGAACUGCCAUGUAGCUGUGCACUGUGGAAAGGUUGACACAAAGACUCAUGGAAGUGGAUUCCCUGUGGGUAAAGCAGAACCUUUUUCAAGGCAUGGGUGGAAUCUCAAUGUCCUUCCUAAUAAUUCAGGAUCCAUCCUUAGACACCUUGGUGCUGUACCUGGAGUGACCAUUCCUUGGCUUAAUAUUGGCAUGGUUUUUUCUACCUCAUGCUGGUCUCGGGACCAAAAUCACCUUCCAUAUAUUGACUACUUACACACUGGUGCUGAUUGCAUUUGGUAUUGCAUUCCUGCUGAGGAAGAGCGCAAACUUGAGAAAGUGGUACACACUCUACUACAAGCCAAUGGUACUCCUGGUUUGCAAAUGCUUGAAAGUAACGUAAUGAUUUCCCCAGAGAUGCUUUGCAAAGAGGGGAUCAAGGUGCAUCGUACUGUACAGAAAAGUGGACAGUUUGUUGUCUGCUUCCCAGGAUCCUUUGUGUCAAAAGUGUGCUGUGGAUACAGUGUUUCUGAAACUGUGCACUUUGCUACCACCCAGUGGACAAGUAUGGGCUUUAAAACUGCCAUGGAGAUGAAACGUCGCCACAUAGCAAAGCCUUUCUCCAUGGAAAAAUUACUGUAUCAGAUUGCAACAGUGGAAGCAAAGAAAGAAAACAGCCCGACUCUGAGUGUAAUUUCCACUCUACUCCGUGAGCUCAGGGACAUAGAACUACGGCAACGGCAGCAACUGUUUGAGGCGGGCCUGCACUCUUCAGCUCGGUAUGGCAGUCAUGAUAUCAGCAGCUCAUCUUUGUACGGAAAGAAAAGGCCUCGAAAAUGGCUCCAACUUGAGUCUUCAGAGAGAAGAUGUCAGAUUUGCCAGCACCUGUGUUACCUGUCCAUGGUUGUACAGGAAAACGAGAAUGUUGUAUUUUGCUUGGAGUGUGCACUGUGGCAUGUGGAGAAACAGAAAUCCUGUCGUGGAUUGAAGUUGAUGUAUCGUUAUGAUGAGGAGCAGAUUAAAAGUCUAGUCAAUCAGAUCUGUGGGAAAGUCUCUGGUAAAAAUAACAGCAAUGAGAACUGCCCGAUGAACUGUACACCAAAAAGAGGACCUAGAAAGCGAGCCACACUUGAUAUGCCAUCAUCCAGAUUCUCAUCAUCUUUGUCCAAAAGUGCUUCUUCCUGAAGAUGCCAACACUCAACUCAUUUCUCAAAUCCUGAAUAUAUAUAUAUAUAUAUAUAUUUUUUUUUUUUUUAACUUUACCCUAGUUUGGAGUACUUGCUGUAGAAUACAGGCUGUCUUUGCACUAGCUCUAAGAAGAUUUUUUUCUUCUGGUUUUAGACAAGUAACUUUGUUUUAGCAUUAAACUGUUGAUUUCUAUUUCUUCCCACCCCAUUUUUUGGGUUUUGUAUGGAAAACUGCAGUUGGAAUUUUAAAGCUGCAGUAUCGUUGCUGUUUUAUGGCAGUCUUAGGAGGUGCUCUAUUUUUGAAGCUGCCCUGGGGACUGUACAGUUUAAAAAAAAAAAAAAAGCCUUUCUUGAGAACGGAGCUUGUAAUAAAAAGGCUUUUUAAACCAUUUUUGAUAAGUUGAAGUUUGGUGUGUUUUUUGUAUUACUUUAUCCAGUCAAGGGAGCAGUUUUUUUCUAGAAAGAAAGAAGUGAAAACUUGAACAUGCCUGCUUUUACUUGGCCGUGUUUCAUUCUGUCAUGUGCAAGAUGAGUUUUGUAUUUUUUUUAAUUGGGAAUUAAAAUAUAUAUUAAAAAAAAACAAAAACAAACAAAAAAUCUAUGGAUGGGGUGGCAGCUGAAGAUGGACUUUGUGAAGAACCAGAGGCAAAAUGCUGAGAUCUGAGAAAGUUUCUCUUACCAGCACAUCUCUAUGCAUCUGUUAAAGGAGAAGUAGGAUAUUUCCAUUGGACUCAAGCUCUGCCUGCCUGGUACAAGUCAUGUAAUGGUGGGGUGGGAUUAUAAACUGUGCCUGAUUUCAUAAGGAAUCCAUUCUGUUAUUUUUGGUGCUGUUGGCUACUUUAUCACAAAGAAGAAAGAAAAGAAAAAAACUUCAAUAGCAUCCUUUUGAAAAAACAAAAGGAAACAAAGGAAUUUAAAAUAUAUAUAUAAAGUGGUUGAAGCCAGAAGUGCUUCAUUGUCAUAGAUGUGCAAUCUCUCUAACAUUCCAUUUUCAUUCCACUGCUGUCUCAACACAUCACACAAUCAGCAUUAAUAUAAAUAUAUAUUUUUUUUGUUGUAAAAAAAAAAAAAAAAAAAGCCCACUCUGUUGUAAAUACUAGCAAUGUAUAUCUUUACUGCCCCUUGUGGCAGAGAUGGAAUUACUUCAGUGAACACCAUUUUAGAGCCACUAGGUCUGAAUUAUGUUUCCUUGAUGUGAAUGUGAAAAUUAAUUUUUCUGAAUUUUUCCCCCUUUUUAUUUUUUAUUUUUGUGUUACCGCAAGAGAAAAAAAAAACAAAACAAAAAAAUCUAAUCCAAACCCGUUUGUUUGUUUGUAUAUAUGCCUGUAAAUUUUUUUAAAUACUUGAGCCUUCUUUUGGGGAUUGGGGUGGAUAGGGGACGGUGAGAAGACAAGAUGAAGAAAAAGCCUUAUGUUUCAGUUUCUUCAUCGGAUGGUUUGGAUGCUUACAGGGUUCUUCUUGUGACAUAUAUACAAGUGCUGCUUACAUCACUGUCUGCUCCCUUGCUGUGCUUGUUUGUGGGACUACGAGAUUAAGAAAAAAAGGAAAAUAUUUUCACAAAUCUGCUCUGUUUCACGAUAGAAAGAAAACUAAGAAAUCAACCUGUAGCUGCCCAUAUUGCACUGAACUCGACAGUGGUAAUUAUUGCGGGAGAAUCCUUAAUACAGUUUGUUGGUUGUUGUUGCGGAAGACUGGUCUUUUUUGUUUUUGCUUCUUUCCCCUUCAUUUUUUUUUUCAUAUUUAACAACUGCAUAUGAGUCGUGUUUCUGAUGUGGUUGUCCAGUUUUAUGGCCUUGCUGUGUACAUUUCUCCCUCUUACAAUAAAUUCCAUGACUACGGCUUACAGGCUGCCAUUUAAUUUAUUAGCACCGCUUUUCCUCCAUGUUGUUUAUUGACAGUUUUGUUUACUUUUCAGGUUUGUACAACAAGGUUUAAUAAUGAAUAAAAACAACCUUUUUUUGAAUUUUGACUUUUACUUUUUGUUUCCCAGCUACAAAAGCUGAACCUUUUUUUUUCUUUCUGUUUUUUUUUCAACCACUGAAAAUAAAAUACAAGAAUCCUGGUGAAAUGCCACAGACUAAAUACAGUGACUGUAAUAAUUUAUGUUCUUAAAGCAAGAUAUCACUUUAAAUUCGGCUUUUCCAAAAUAUUGCCUGAAGCAGUUUCCAGAGGGACCACUUUAAUUCACUCCAUAAAGUACCCUUGAUAGACCUAGUUAAUGGGCUCUAGACAUCCUGCCUCUUAGGGUUACAACAAUAAGAAUUGCUCAUGCAUUCCUUGAUUGGAAGACAAACUAGCCAAUCUCUGCACUUUCUGCUUUAAUAUUCCCCAGAGCAUUUGGUAGUAGGUAUAACAGAGAGUAGUGAAAAGAUACGUUAGAAAACAUAUUUUGUCUCAUCCAUGGAGGGAAUAAGUGAUAGAUGGUGUCUCUGUGAAGAAUAAAGAAAUAUAGGGAGGAACACAAUAAAAUUGGGAGGGGCAUGAUUAAAAUAUUCAUGAUACAAUCCAAAAAAUGGAUAGAAAAAUGCUGUAGGGAAUGCAUAUAAAUGUGUUCCCCAGUCCUGCUGGCUGUGGCAUCUGUAACUGUUGGUGCUUUAUUCUAUAAUAAUGUUUUUGUAGUCAUCUAGUUUGGUUGCAAAAUGCAGUUGGACUUGAUUAUAUGGGAGUCUCAUGGUGCUAAUGUACAGCCUUCGUUUCCCAGGCUUGUUUUGGCCAAGCCCGUGCUUCCAGCUUGCAUAUUUGCCAGUACAAUACUAUAUGUUCUGACAUAAACAAAGGAGUGUAAAGAGAAGAAUGUAAUGAUCAUGUAAAAUUACAAGCACUAUUCCUAUCAUGGAAUGAAUCUGGAAUGCCUUUGCGUGCAGUUUAGGGUUAAAAGUCGUAGCGUUGUUAAUUAUGGUAGGUUUGUGCAAAAUAAAAGGGCAAUUUUGCUUCUUCGACAGGCAGACAAAAUGUAUACGUUGAAUAUGACAUAUUUCAGCUACUUUGCCCUUUAGAGAACUGCUAUCACUGCUCCCUGUGGUUCCUGGUGCCCACCAUAUAACUGACACAGGCAAAAGCCAUAAAUAUUACUGUUACACUUUAUGAUUCUCUGGUAUCAAUAGGAAACCUGGCUUAACCGAGUGAGUGACUUGUUGCAAAUGUUCCAAAAAGUGCACACUGUUUGCAAUUAUUUAAGCUGUGUUAUUUAUUUAUAAUCAUUUCCAUUUUCUCUGCUUUAAUAAGUUGGCUCCAAGUGGGGCUGCUCCUGUUGUGUAACUGCACACUUCCGCUUUUUAUUUGUAGGAAAGAAUGAUCUAGGCUUCGUGCAAAGUCCCUUUGCUCUUGUGUAAUGCACCACUGCUUUACGGAAUGUGAAUAUGUAGGCAUAUUAUAUCCAGUAAUACAUAUGUGUCUAUGUGGAUAUGAUACAUGCUUGGAAAGUGUUGUUCGAUCAGGGAUCAUUUUUGUCUAUUUUUUUAUGCUCUUGUUUACAUCAUUUUCACCUUUUAGUACAAACAGUAUUUAAUCCUAAAUUAUUUUGGUUGUAUAUGUUCCCUUUAGUUCCUCACUUCGCGUACAGUUUGACUAUAUUUAAAGUUAGCAGUUGAAAUGAUCCGUAUAUUUGCCAGGCAUCUCCAAUAAUUUCUAAUGAGUCAAAUAACUAUUGUAUCCAGAUUUUAAGAAAAAUCCCUGUGUUAACAAAAUUUCAGAUUUGGUGGCACCAUAACAUUUACAACUCUGUGUAUCAAGCAUUUUUGGCCUGUGUCGUACAAGAAGAUUAGCAGCUGGUAGUUGGCUGGAAAGAGAUUGUUUAUUGUGGAGUAAGCAAUCAGUUCUACCCCAAGGGCAAAUCAUAUUUCUAGCCAGUAGGAGCGGCUAAUCUCCCUGCGUGUUACAAACCUUACCAAACCGCUAACAUAGCUUCAUGAGAAUCCUUAAUCUGUUUAACCAGUCCAUUUCACACUUCAUUCAUUUACUUUUUUUGCAAGAGGUGGUCAUUUUAACCAAUGAGAAGUUUGAAAAUCUGUCAGUCAGUCAUAUUGUUUCCAAUUCAAUGUAAUGCGUGAUUGUUCAUUUCAGUUGCAAAACAAAUGUUGUUUGGACAAUCAAAAGCCUUUUACUCUUCAACCAAUAAAAAAAAAAUGUAAGUCUGAA
Messenger RNA from Xenopus laevis (African clawed frog), 8372 nucleotides. RefSeq names its product jumonji and AT-rich interaction domain containing 2 S homeolog (gene jarid2.S). Lineage: Eukaryota; Metazoa; Chordata; Amphibia; Anura; Pipidae. The coding region runs from base 514 to 4233 and encodes 1239 amino acids. Gene Ontology annotation, molecular function: DNA binding. The transcript has 18 exons. Gene Ontology annotation, biological process: chromatin remodeling; DNA-templated transcription; regulation of DNA-templated transcription. The record is from RefSeq and is a predicted model, not a curated record. Gene Ontology annotation, cellular component: nucleus; ESC/E(Z) complex; chromatin.